AUGAAAGAUUCAGAGAAACUUAUUUGGGAUCAUCUGAGAGUUCCCUAUGCUAUCCCCUUCGCAGCUUCUUCUUCUUCUUCAUCCUCACACUUCAAAACCUUACCCAAAUUCCUCUUCUACUUCAUCCUCUUUCUCUCUCUCAUCUACCUUCUUUACUCCUUCAAGCUUCUCUCCUCUCGUGACUGUCACGAUGGUCCCUUCUCCCAGCGCCGUUUCUCUUCCUUCACCGCCGUACCCAAUCCCAAUGCCUCUGAAUUGCAGCAAGCCCGAAAGCCGACGGAGCUCCGCCAUGUCGUUUUUGGCAUCGCUGCCUCCUCGAAGCUCUGGGAGCACAGGAAGAAAUACAUCAAGCUCUGGUAUAACAGCACCGAAAUGAGGGGAGUGGUGUGGCUCGACGACCACGUUGAGGCCCACAAUGACGAUGAUUUACCGCCGUUGAGGAUCUCCGGCGACACCUCCAAUUUCUCCUACACGCACCCGUUAAAUCACCGUGCCGGCAUUCGGAUUUCCAGGAUCGUGUCGGAGUCGCUGGGGUUGGGGAUGGAGGAUGUGAGGUGGUUCGUGAUGGGUGAUGACGAUACCGUCUUCGUCACCGACAACCUCCUCAGGGUUUUAAGGAAGUACGAUCACACUCAAUUCUAUUACAUCGGAAGCUCGUCAGAGAGUCACAUGCAGAACAUACACCUCUCGUACAGUAUGGCGUUCGGCGGCGGCGGCUUUGCUAUCAGCUAUCCCUUGGCUAAAGCUCUCCAUAAAAUGCAGGAUCGCUGUAUACAGAGGUAUCCUGCUCUGUACGGCUCCGAUGACCGGGUUCAAGCUUGUAUGGCGGAGCUUGGCGUUCCACUUACCAAAGAACUCGGCUUUCACCAGUUUGAUGUGCAUGGGAGCUUGCUGGGGCUACUUGCAGCGCACCCUGUGAGUCCAUUAGUGUCGAUGCACCACCUUGACUUGGUCGAACCAAUCUUCCCAAACAUGACUCAAAUGGAAGCCCUUGAGAGACUAAUGAGCAUACCAAUGAAGCUUGACUCAGCAGGUCUGAUGCAGCAGUCUAUUUGCUACGACAAGGCAAGGAGCUGGACGAUCUCUGUGUCGUGGGGCUUUGUGGUUUUGAUCUUCCGAGGUUUGUUCCCUCCUAGGGAAAUGGAGGCCCCUUCUAGAACAUUCUUGAACUGGCACAAAAGAGCAGAUUACACUGGCUUCCCAUUCAACACUCGCCCGGUUGCUCGAAACCCUUGCCAGAAACCCUUCGUGUUUUACCUCUCAGAUGCGACAUUGUUGAACUCCACGACUUCGUCACAGGUGAUUGUGAGUGAAUACCAAAGGCAUCGCGUGCCUCACCCAGAAUGCAGAUGGAGGAUGACUCCUCCUUCAAUAAUUAACACAGUCAAAGUAUAUAAAAAGCCGGAUCCACAUCUAUGGAGCAGAGCUCCACGGAGAAACUGUUGCAGGGUGAAAGAGUCGAUCAAGAUAGGAACCUUGGUGGUGGAUGUGGGUGCAUGUGAAGAAGGUGAAGUCAGCGAAUUUUAA
Molecule: messenger RNA, 1527 nt
Organism: Neltuma alba
Lineage: Eukaryota; Viridiplantae; Streptophyta; Magnoliopsida; Fabales; Fabaceae
Exons: 3
Coding region: 1-1527 (508 amino acids)
Source: RefSeq, a predicted model, not a curated record